Caenorhabditis angaria is the source of this 2194-nucleotide messenger RNA. Lineage: Eukaryota; Metazoa; Nematoda; Chromadorea; Rhabditida; Rhabditidae. The record is from the annotation of a GenBank genome assembly.
AUGUAUAUAGUUCUAUUCUCAUUUUUCAUUUAUCCGUGUAUUUGUGAUCCAAUUGUGAGAACAAGUUAUGGCGCACUGAAAGGUUUGACAAUUCAACAAGAGGGUGGAAAUCAUUAUCAUACUUUCAAAAGUGUACCAUUUAUGAAGCCGCCGUUAGAUGAUUUACGAUUUGAACUUCCACAAAAACCAGAUCCUUGGAAACAUAUUAGAGAUGCCUCAAAUUAUAGGUUAGUUGUUCACAAAAAAAAUGAACCUUAUCUUUUUUAUUCAGCCCAGCUUGUUUGACUUCAACUGAUCGUCUCGAGAAAAUUCCUCAAAAUAUGAGUGAGGACUGUUUGUAUCUCAAUAUUUUCACAUCCGAAAAAUGUUUGAGAACUUCGGAUUGCAAUGUUAUAAUCUAUUAUCAUGGAGGUGGUGUAAGUUUGGAUUCAGCUAUUAUGUUUUCCGAUGAAUUUAUUCUAGAACGAUAUGUGAAACAAGGUAAGAUUCAGUUGAUUUUUAAGUAUGUCAUCUUUGGAUAAAACUUGAUGGUUUUCUUUUAGACAUUCAUUCUUUGAUGAUGAAAAAAAUGUCUUUUCUAUUUAUCAAGAAAUCAACGACGUCUUUUUUUGUAUAACUGAAUAAUUUCACUUUUAUCUCAAAUAAAACAUUUCAGAUAUUGUAUUUGCAAUUCCUGCUUAUCGUUUGGGAAUAUUUGGAUUGUAUAAUUUUGGAGACGAAAAGAUCACACAUCAAAAUCUUGCAUUUCAUGGUUUUGUUUCCGUUUGUUUUUAUAUGGUCAAAAAUAUUGAUUUUCAGACUGUCUCAUGUCGCUACAUUUUAUACAUAAUGAAGUUUUGAAUUUUGGAGGUGAUCCUGCAAAAGUGACAAUAAUGGGACAUUCUGCUGGAGCGAAUAUUGUUUCAACAAUGGCACUUAGCCGGUGAAUUAUUCUUCAAAAUCAAAUAAGAAAUUUUAUUUUUCAGUUCAGUAGAUCCUGAUCGCAAACUUUUCAAACGAGUGAUAGCUAUGAGUAUGGUACCAUAUUUUGAUAUCCCAGAAUUGUUUUAUUAUAAUGUUCAUGAAAUUACAAGGAGAAAUGGAGUUGGGUUUUUUAAAUUAAGAAAUAAUAUUUAUUUUAAUUUUUUGCAGUGUGAUAAUUCUACGAACCUUGCUUUCAAACUUAAUUGUAUGAAACGAAAAGGCUAUCAUGACUUGCUUAUGAGUCAGAGGGAAAUGGAAAACGAGGGAUUGAGAUUUUGGAAUUUUUUGAAUGGUCCACCGUUUAUGGAGAAGAAUGGGAAUAUAUCAAAACUAAUCGAGAACGCAGUACCUCGAGAAAUUAUCUUUGGAUGUACAAAAAAAGAAUGGGGUUAUAAAAGUCAUACUAAUAUCAAUCCAUCUGCAGCUGGGAACUUUAUGAGUUUUGAAAAUCUAUUGGAAGUUGCUGAAUAUUUCGAUGAUCUUCAAGCUCAAAAUAAUUCUACAAUGUUUUCUAUAGAAUCUCAAACUACAUUUGUUAGCAUAGCUUCAUAUGGAAAAGCGAUAGUCGAAAACGGAGGAAAAGUCUUCAUUUUUCAAACAGAGUGAAUUGAAAAAUCCGUCCAUUUCUUUCUAGAAAUUUAUCAAUUUUUUUUUCAGUCAAGAACCAGGUUCUAAUCAUGUUUCCGAUAUGCAAUAUUUUAUUGGUUUUCAUCGUGAAAAAAAUCAUACCUCUGAUAUGGAUAUUGUGGACUCUUUUUACAGCCAAAUGAUGGUCAAUUUUACCAAAUAUGGAAAUCCAUCACCCGGUUAGUUUUUCAUGGUGAAUGAAAAUUCUCAAAUUCACUGAAAUUACAGUUUGGGAGCCAUUGAAUAUCUCAAGAAUGAAUUAUUAUUCUGUUCAAGUCGAUACUGAAAAUGAUAUUUGGCCAAGUAUGAAAGAAAAUUUUCAUGAAAACGAAUAUAAAUUGUGGAUGUAUAAUAUAACAGCUUUUGACAAAUAUGUCAGUGAACAGGUAAUAUUUCAACUAAGUUCCGUUCUAACAUAAUUCGGUUAUUUCAGAAAUCCCACCGUCUAGAAUUUUCACUGAAAGAAAACUUUGAAAUUCCUACUGGAAAAACUCCAGUCACAUCUAUUGUAUUUUUAUCGGUUUGUGGUUUGGCCUUUUCAGUUUAUGUUGUAUUUUUUAUUGUGAAAAAACAGUCCAGAAAUGAUUACAUUUUGCUGCAAUGA